CGAGUCUUCUCGGCCAUCAUCCACCAGGACAUACAGUUCUUUGACCUCACACACACGGGCGAGCUUAACAAUCGCUUGGCAUCAGACACCACGGUAGUGCAGACAGUUGUUACACAGAACAUCAGCAUGCUCACGCGCAACGUCGUGCAGAUCAUUGGUGCGUUGUUCAUCAUGUUCUACUACUCGUGGCGGUUGACGAGCGUCAUUCUCAGUGUGGUGCCUGUCAUCUGCAUUGGCGCAGUCGUAUACGGUCGUCAGGUGCGUGGACUGCGUAAACGCUUUCAGGACACUUUGGCUAAAGCGGCAAAGACAGCUGAAGAGAGUAUCAGCAGCGUAAGGACUGUGCGAGCCUUCGCCAACGAAGACAAGGCUUCGGACAAGUACAACGAAGACAUCACCGAUUCCUUCGGCAUUGGCGUAAAGACAGCCCUGGCGGCGGGAGGCUUCUUUGGCGCGGUUUCGUUCCUGUUCCAGGGUGCUAUAGUGCUGGUGUUGUGGUACGGAGGGACGCUAGUUCUCGACGGCCAUAUGACUACCGGCCUACUGACUACCUUCAUGCUGUACACCCUAACCACUGCGAUGUCCAUUGGUGUACUGUCGAGUGUUUAUGGUGACCUCAUGCAGGCGGUGGGCGCCAGUGAUCGGCUCUUUAAACUGCUCGAUACACUGCCACAGAUCGAACCUGAUUUUGACCCCACCCAGUCACCGCAAACAAAACGUAAACGCACUUCUUCGUCAGUGGUGACGUCCUACGGCGCACUCCGCACUCCGUCGCAGAGAGCCUCCGCAACAGCCGCACAGAACUUGCACAGCCAAUCAGCGCAGUCCCACGCACACGCCACUCAACGCUCAUAUGGAGAUGUAGAGGCACCAUCGACUGCGACUGUGUCUACAGCGCUCCGAAGUGCGCGGCCUGCACCUGCGACCAAAACUUUGGGACAGGGCUGGGGCCAAAUAUCGGUGCCGGUGAUGACGUCGACGCGACAACAACCUCACACGCGCAUCAGAGGCCACAUUGAGUUCCGUGACGUGUCCUUUGCGUAUCCUUCCAGGAGUGACGUCAUGGUCAUUGAUGACGUCUCUCUGACAGUGGCGCAAGGCAGUGUGGUAGCACUGGUUGGGCCGAGUGGCGGGGGUAAGUCCACCAUCAUCUCACUCCUAGAGCGCUUCUACGACCCUGUGCAAGGGCAAGUGCUUGUGGAUGGCGUAGACAUACGCACACACCACCCCCACGAAUACCGCAGACAACUGGCCUUGGUCGGGCAAGAGCCUGUGCUGUUUGCCACAACAAUCAAUGAGAACAUCGCGUAUGGCGUAGAGGGGGCGACGCAGGAAGAGGUCAUACAAGCAGCUAUGAAGGUAUGUGUUCUAUGA
Molecule: messenger RNA, 1374 nt
Organism: Sphaeroforma arctica JP610
Lineage: Eukaryota; Ichthyosporea; Ichthyophonida
Exons: 10
Coding region: 127-1374 (415 amino acids)
Biological process (GO): transmembrane transport
Cellular component (GO): membrane
Molecular function (GO): ATP hydrolysis activity; ATP binding; ABC-type oligopeptide transporter activity
Source: RefSeq, a predicted model, not a curated record